This is a messenger RNA of Fonsecaea multimorphosa CBS 102226, 1218 nucleotides long. RefSeq lists its product as uncharacterized. The coding region runs from base 1 to 1218 and encodes 405 amino acids. The transcript has 3 exons. The record is from RefSeq and is a predicted model, not a curated record. NCBI's taxonomy places the organism in Eukaryota, Fungi, Ascomycota, Eurotiomycetes, Chaetothyriales, Herpotrichiellaceae.
AUGGAUCCCUCUACUCCCAUCCAUCGCCGCGGCGACGACGAAGACCCGCUUGAUGACCUCGCUGCUUUCCAUGCCCAAAUUGCACUGGCCGACCAAGCCAUCUUCGCCGAGCGAGCCCGCCAGCUUGCAGAAGAGGCUGAAGAUGACCUUGCGUCCGAAGUGGAGUUUGAGUACUUGGAAGAAGACGACUUUCCGCCGCUUGGUGAACCUGUUCCAAGUGAUGAGCAAGUCGAACUCUACUGGAGGCUCAAGAGAAUGCUGAACAUCUUUCCCACCGCCCCCAACGACGCUCGUGUUGUGAAGUCCACUGUCAAAGAAAUCAUCAUCCGACAGGUGACUCUCCCACGUCCUCGCUGGGCCGAAUUCCCACUGGAAGAACGCCACGUGGACCGUCUCAGAAUCUGUCUCGACAACUGCCACGCACUUCGCGGAACCACCCCCACUGGCGCAGACGAUUUGCGAGGCGGCUAUUUCUCCAACACCGGGCACUUUUACCACCAAAAGCCUGCGUAUGCUCACGAUCUCUUUGCUCACGGGUUCAAAGUUGGAGCUCAGCAGCAUACUUGUGGGUUCUCCCAGCAUUUCGGUGCGAAAAUGCGACAACUGUGCUCUUCCCCUGAAGAAGCGGCAUUUGUGAGCCAGCUCGGCAACAGCGAGUCUGCAUACUGCUUUGCGAGAGAUCCCUACAUCAAGGAUUAUCACCAACCGGAUGGUUUCUUCAGCCAUGACGUCUCAGUCAACUACGGUGUUUGUCUCGAGCUUGUCAACUCCCACAAGCGCGCUCGACUUGCAGACUUGGCCGACUUCUACCUCCACAAGAGUGUGCGUGAAACUCAAGUGCUCAUUGCUGUCGACUUCGACGAGGAUCAAUCCAAGAGAGUCGUCUUGUCGACUUGGAGACGCGACGGCGACGGACUCAAGAUGCAUGUUCAAGACAUUCGUGAUGAAGACGGCACCCUUGUUCCAGGCAAUCCCCUGCGAAUCCCCAUGCUCGACAUCGCGCCACCAGCCAUCGUCCCUCUCUCCAUGCGCAACAAGGCCAUAGUCUUCUCGGUCCAAGAACUCUGUCAAAUCAUGAAGGAUGCAGAAGACGGUGUGGCCAAAGUGAUUGAAGAAUCAGAACGCGUCCCUGAAAUCGUGCCCCCGCCUCCCUCCUCUCCAGGAGACCCUUCUAUUAUGAGGAACCUCAUGAUCCCGGACGAACGUGCACCAUUCUGA